UCAAAAGUGAAAAGCAAAACAAUUUGAAGAAAGAAAUUUCGGUUAACAAAAUCUUUUUUAUUAUUGUAUUUUGAAGACGAGUACGUCAAAUGAUGAAUCACAGUUUUGAGUAGUGUAAGAAAGGAUAAUUAGUUUUGGAGUGUUUAACUGAGAGCCAGAUUUAAAGUGUAACAAAAAUUGCAAUAAAUAUUGAGUGCAAUCGCGUUAAAGAAGUUCCGACGAUUUAAAAGUAUAGAUGAAUUAAAGAAUAAAAAAAAACACGAAUUUUAUUAAAAAAAUUGACAAAAAUAAAGAAAUAUACGACAGAAUAGAAAAUGAAAAUCGAAGUUCACUACAAAAAAUUUCUUUUUUUUAAUUGUAGAACAAAUUUUUCGUGUUAAAAGAUUUGAGAAAAUUAAUAAUAAAAAAAAUUGGGGAUACCUCGCUGACACUGUGAUUAUUGGGAUUAAUACAGUUUAAAUACAACGGCAACAACUAGUAAUUAGUUAUCUUUGCAGCAAUUUUUUAGCAUACGUGCGCAUUCAGUGUUAGAAACAAACGCCGAAAGCACUUGAACAGCAAACGGGAAGAAUCUUCUUACACACAUCAAUUGAAUAAGACAACAACAACAAAAAAAAAAAAACAAUUCAAUUGCGGUUUACUAAAACUACAUGCGGAUAUUUUUUUAUACAUGUGUCAAGCAUCAACAACAAUAAACUCUCCUAUUGAUGCAACAAUUAUUACUGCUUAGUUCAUUAUUACAAUUAAAUAAUUACACCAACAAAAAUAUCAUUAUUACGUAAUUACGAGAAAAGUUUUAAAAAAAACAAACGCAACAAAGAGGAGGAGUGUUUCUGCUAAAAGAACUGAACUUGAGGAUAUACCAAGAAGAAAAAUUCUUCCUUUUGCUUUUUUCCAUUCAAUGAAUUGAAAACGCUCUUCACUUUUAACUGGAUCUAGCAACUUAUAAUCUCCUGCGUGUGUAUGUGCAUGCAUACAUUUUGUAUGCCUAAUUGUUGUCUAGAUUUGAGCGUUGAGCCUAAAGCUUUUCAAUCGUUGAUCCGUCAGGAAAGAAAAUCUCUAACCUACCGUUCAUCCACAAAAUUGUUUUAAAAUUAGUGUUUUAAUUUUCAUCGUCAACCUCAUCAUCACCGAAGACUCACUUUAAAGUUUAUUUUGAAGUUAUUUUCUGCCUACACUUUGCAAAAUCCUUGACAAUUUAAGUGAUUAUAAACAUAACUAAUUAAAAAAAUACCAAUACCUUAAGAACACUACCAACUUGAAUUAGCUACGUUGUGCGAAACCUUUGGAAAAGAAAAAAUAGACAAAAACUACAGCAAAUAGAGGCAACAACAAAUAGAAAUGGAACGUGAAUCAAACCCAAUGCAACCGAUGUGUCGCUCUGGUUGCGGUUUCUAUGGCAAUCCCGCCACAGAUGGUCUGUGUUCGGUGUGCUAUAAGGACUCUUUAAGAAAAAAGCAGCAACCACCUGUUAGCAGCACACCCGUAUCAGUUCCAAGCCCACAACCGAGCCCCACGUUUAGUCCAGCCAUUACAAUACCUUCAGCAGCGCAGCCAACAGUACAGAGUUUACAACAGCAACACAGUGAAAGUAAAGAGAAAAUAACUGAAGAAAACACAGCCAAAACUAGCAGCGAAACAGCCGCAACCGUAGGUCCAUCAGCUACUUCCACGGAACCAGCCGAGGAUGAUAAAGACAAGGAAGAGGAUAAAGAUGCUAAAAAGAAAAAGAACCGUUGCGCUGAAUGUCGUAAAAAAGUCGGCUUAACAGGUUUUCUCUGCAGAUGCGGUGGUCUAUAUUGCGCUGUACAUCGGUACAGUGAUAAGCACAAUUGUACAUUCGACUACCGGGAACAUGGAGCUCAAGAGAUUAGACGCAAUAAUCCAGUAGUAGUUGGCGAAAAAAUACAAAAAAUUUGAACUUUUGUGCCAUCAUUUAAAAUAAUAAUUAAAUUAACAACAAUAACUUUAUAAU
This is a messenger RNA of Glossina fuscipes, 1975 nucleotides long. It is a transcript of the gene drn, whose product is annotated as AN1-type zinc finger protein 5. Gene Ontology annotation, molecular function: DNA binding; zinc ion binding. The record is from RefSeq and is a predicted model, not a curated record. The transcript has 5 exons. NCBI's taxonomy places the organism in Eukaryota, Metazoa, Arthropoda, Insecta, Diptera, Glossinidae. The coding region runs from base 1342 to 1920 and encodes 192 amino acids.